Molecule: messenger RNA, 363 nt
Organism: Lasiosphaeria miniovina
Lineage: Eukaryota; Fungi; Ascomycota; Sordariomycetes; Sordariales; Lasiosphaeriaceae
Product: Prefoldin
Exons: 4
Biological process (GO): protein folding; chaperone-mediated protein complex assembly
Cellular component (GO): prefoldin complex; cytoplasm
Molecular function (GO): protein-folding chaperone binding
Source: RefSeq, a predicted model, not a curated record
AUGGCCGAAGUUCAGGCACGGCUGCAAAGCCUGUCUGAAGACUUCACAAAGCUGCAAAAAGACCUACAGGAAUCCGUGCUGUCCAGGCAAAAGUUAGAAGCCCAGAAGCAGGAGAAUCUUGGAGUGCAAAGGGAGUUUGUAAAGCUGAAAGACGAUGAGACGAUAUACAAGCUCAUCGGCCCCAUUCUGCUUAAACAAGACAAAGCGGAUGCCGAGAGCACGGUCAAUGGACGGCUAGAGUUCAUCGGCAAGGAAAUACAGCGGCUGGAGACACAGAUCAAGGAAACCCAAGUCAAGAUCGAGAAGAAGAAGGGCGAGAUUAUCCAGCUCCAGACGAGUGCGCAAGCCGCUAGCGGGCAACAG